CUCCUCCGGCCGCAGCCAGCCGGGAGCAUGGGGCAGGUGGCUUGGAAAGGUUUAUUUCUCUCCCUGUUUGAUUAUAAAACAGAGAAGUACGUGAUCGCCAAGAACAAGAAGGUGGGGAUUCUCUACCGAGUGGUGCAGCUCUCCAUCCUGGCGUACCUGGUGGGGUGGGUGUUCAUUGUCAAGAAAGGCUAUCAGGACACAGACACAUCACUCCAGAGCUCUGUCAUCACCAAGCUGAAAGGGGUGGCCUUCACCAACACCUCAGAGCUGGGGGAGAGGCUGUGGGAUGUUGCAGACUAUGUCAUCCCUCCACAGGGUGAAAACGUCUUCUUUGUCAUGACGAAUCUGAUUGUGACCCCCAACCAGAGGCAAGACACCUGUCCUGAGAGUGCCAGCAUUCCUGAUGCCCUGUGUUACAAGGAUGAGGACUGCCCAGCAGGAGCAGCAGUGGUGGCUGGCAAUGGGGUUAAGACUGGCCGUUGUCUCAGAGACAAGGACAGCAUCAAAGGGACUUGUGAGAUACUGGCCUGGUGCCCUGUGGAGAAAAGAUCCAAGCCCAAGAAACCACUUCUUGCCAGUGCAGAGAACUUCACUGUUUACAUCAAGAAUUCAAUCUCCUUCCCCAAGUUUAAGUUCUCCAAGGUCAACGUGUUGUCAACUGACAAUGAGUCUUACCUGAAGAGCUGCCGCUACAGCAGGGAGCAUCCCUACUGCCCCAUCUUCCUGCUGGGGAACAUUGUCCAGUGGGCUGGGAGCGACUUCCAGGAGAUGGCCCUGGAGGGUGGUGUGAUAGGAAUUCAGAUUGAAUGGAACUGUGAUCUUGAUAGAGCCCCUUCUGAAUGUAACCCUCACUAUUCUUUUAGCCGGCUGGACAACCAGUUUGCAGAAAAGUCCAUCUCUUCUGGGUACAACUUCAGGUUUGCCAAGUAUUACCAGGAUGCUGAGGGGGUCGAUUACCGGACGCUCAUUAAAGCCUAUGGGAUCCGCUUUGAUGUGAUGGUGAACGGGAAGGCGGGGAAAUUUAACAUCAUUCCCACCAUCAUCAACAUCGGGUCAGGCCUGGCUCUGAUGGGGGCGGGAGCUUUCUUUUGUGACCUGGUGCUGCUGUAUCUGAUCAAAAAGAGCAACUUUUACCGAGGCAAAAAGUACGAGGAAGUAAAGUCGAGUUCCAGGAAUUCAUUGUCCAGCCCUGCCCUGAACAGGAAUCAGAGCCCUGACCAGCUGGGGGGGCUCUAG
Molecule: messenger RNA, 1236 nt
Organism: Chaetura pelagica (chimney swift)
Lineage: Eukaryota; Metazoa; Chordata; Aves; Apodiformes; Apodidae
Gene: P2RX5
Product: purinergic receptor P2X, ligand-gated ion channel, 5
Exons: 12
Coding region: 28-1236 (402 amino acids)
Biological process (GO): response to ATP; monoatomic cation transmembrane transport
Cellular component (GO): plasma membrane; nuclear inner membrane
Molecular function (GO): ATP binding; purinergic nucleotide receptor activity; extracellularly ATP-gated monoatomic cation channel activity
Source: RefSeq, a predicted model, not a curated record